ACAUAGCGAAAUUAAUGAAGACAGAGUUAAGAAGCCGCACUUCUCUUCUUCUCCUGCUUCAUCUGGCAAUAUCUGCCAUUCCACUUUCUUCUCAAAAACAAGCAGGUAACAACGGCAAUGUUAACGAUAAUGGGAUGAAAACUGCCACUUUCCGGUCACCGGCGUUUGAGCUAGAGCCCGGAUCAGUCGAAAACAAAUUCUAUUAUGAUGUCGGCUUCCCCAAAGGUCAUAUUGCAGUGAAAGGAUUCGACGCAGAAGUGGUCGAUGAAGCCGGAAACUCCAUCCCUCUUUACGAAACCUAUCUCCACCAUUGGGUGGUGGGGAGAUACUACCGCCUCAAAGGCGGCGCCGAUGAUGCUCGACCAGGCGCCAUUCUCGUCCGCAACUCAGGCAUCUGCCCUGGCCUUUCGCAGUAUUUCGGGCUGGGAUCCGAAACAAGGAAAACAGAUACCCGCAUUCCAGACCCGUACGGAAUAGAGGUCGGGAAGGCGGAAGACGUUCCGGAGGGGUACGAGGAGGCGUGGCUGCUUAACGUUCACGCGAUUGAUACCCGGGAAGCGGUGGAUCGGCUGGGGUGCACCGAGUGCAGGUGUGCGCUGUACAAUGUGAGCGUGGACGAGAACGGGCAGGCUCUGGAAAAGGAUUAUGUCGGUGGGCUGAGAUGUUGCUAUGACGGGACUAGAUGCCGGGUGAAUGCCGCUCAGGGUACAGGAAGAAGAAGACGCCUCUAUCUCCAGUACACUGUCACCUACCUUCACUGGGAUUCCUCCUUUCUUCCCCUCAAGAUUUAUAUUUUUGAUGUCACUGAUUCAUGGAAGAAUACGACUUCAGCCUCCAAUGGCCACCACUGCAAGAUUGAGUAUAAUGUUGACUCUUGUUCUGCUGAUGUGGCCAAUGAUGGAUUAUGCAUUCAUACCCAAAGUGCAAGCUCAAGUUUGCCCAAUGGAGGAGAUCUCAUUUAUGGUGUGGCCCACCAGCACACCGGAGGGGUUGGUUCAACUCUAUAUGGGGAGGACGGACGGACAAUAUGCUCUUCGGUUCCGAUUUAUGGAAAUGGCAUGGAACCUGGGAAUGAAGCUGGUUUCAUUGUUGGAAUGACAACAUGCUAUCCUCAGCCCGGCUCGGUAAAGAUUGCAAAGGGAGAAAAGCUGACCAUUGUAUCUAACUAUAGCAGUAGCCAGAGCCACACUGGAGUCAUGGGCCUUUUCUAUAUUUUGGUUGCUGAACCUUUGCAGACAGAUGAUGCAGUGAACCCAAUGUAUGGUAUUUGGGGUUUCUUAGCAUUGUGUGGAGUUGCAGUGCUUCUUGUUGCUGCAAUACUUAUUAAAAGGAGUAGGGGAAGAGAAGAUGGCUAUGAAUCUCUGGUUGCUUGAAGUGGCAUUGAAUACAUUGCCAUAUUUGGUUGUAACAUAAUUAUAAUGGAAUACUUUUGCCCUUAACCCUCUGUCUUUAGCUAGUACUAUCGUAUUAAUUAAGUAUUAUAUGAUCGGAUUCUUCAAUCUCUUGAAGAAAAACUAUGCAAUACACUCGUGUGACAAAUAAAGCCUAUAUGCCCUUGUUCUGGAUAGUUGUCAGUUUUUUAGUUUUUGAUUUAUGAUAAAACAUUGCAUGUAAUACUUGGCAUAUACGG
Molecule: messenger RNA, 1630 nt
Organism: Cuscuta europaea
Lineage: Eukaryota; Viridiplantae; Streptophyta; Magnoliopsida; Solanales; Convolvulaceae
Source: the annotation of a GenBank genome assembly